Messenger RNA from Magnolia sinica, 2291 nucleotides. Its product is annotated as acetolactate synthase 3, chloroplastic-like. The record is from RefSeq and is a predicted model, not a curated record. The coding region runs from base 21 to 1988 and encodes 655 amino acids. The transcript has a single exon. NCBI's taxonomy places the organism in Eukaryota, Viridiplantae, Streptophyta, Magnoliopsida, Magnoliales, Magnoliaceae. Gene Ontology annotation, cellular component: acetolactate synthase complex. Gene Ontology annotation, molecular function: magnesium ion binding; flavin adenine dinucleotide binding; acetolactate synthase activity. Gene Ontology annotation, biological process: L-valine biosynthetic process.
CUCAGAUCUAACUCUCUCAAAUGGCAUCCACGGCCACAAAUAUCUCUUCCCUCUCCAAACCGUCAUCCUCUCCUUUCUUCACCGUCUCUCCCCUCAAAUCCCUUCCCAAAAACCCCUUCCCAUUCCCCAAAAUUACCCAAAAACCCCCUCACUCUUCCUUCUCCAUCACAAACACCCUCUUAUACUCCUCCAAACCCCUCACUCCCUCACCUUUCCCUUCAAUCCCCUCAACUUCCCGUUUUGCCCCUGACCAGCCCCGAAAAGGCGCCGAUGUCCUUGUUGAAGCCCUCGAGCGGGCGGGCGUCUCUGUCGUCUUCGCCUAUCCUGGUGGGGCAUCGAUGGAAAUUCAUCAGGCCCUCACUCGAUCGCCGUCGAUCAGCAACGUCCUCUGCCGCCACGAGCAGGGCGAGAUCUUCGCCGCUGAGGGCUACGCUCGCAUCUCAGGCCAGCCCGGCGUCUGCAUUGCAACGUCAGGCCCCGGCGCCACGAACCUCGUCAGCGGCCUUGCCGACGCCCUCCUCGACAGCAUCCCCCUCGUCGCAAUCACGGGCCAGGUUCCACGCCAGAUGAUCGGGACUGAUGCCUUUCAGGAAACCCCAAUUGUCGAGGUGACCCGCUCGAUCACCAAGCAUAAUUACCUUGUCCUGAAUGUCGAGGACAUCCCCCGCAUCGUCGCUGAGGCGUUCUUCCUCGCCACAUCAGGCCGGCCGGGUCCUGUCCUGAUCGAUAUCCCUAAGGACAUCCAGCAGCAGCUCGUUGUGCCCAAAUGGGACCAGCCCAUGAGGCUGCAUGGGUACAUCUCCCGCCUCCCUAAACCUCCUGCAGAGGAGCAGCUGGAGCAGAUCAUACGGCUGAUAUCUGAAUCGAAGAGGCCUGUUCUUUAUGUCGGUGGCGGUUGCUUGAAUUCGACCGAGGAGCUCCGUCAAUUCGUGGGGCUCACUGGUAUCCCGGUCGCGAGCACUUUGAUGGGUCUUGGUGUUUACCCAGUAGCAGAUGAGCUCUCUCUGCGGAUGCUUGGAAUGCAUGGGACUGUUUAUGCGAACUAUUCCAUUGAUAAAGCUGAUCUCCUCCUUGCAUUCGGGGUCCGAUUUGAUGAUCGGGUCACAGGGAAAUUGGAGGCAUUCGCCAGCCGGGCCAAGAUCGUGCACAUAGACAUUGAUCCGGCAGAAAUUGGGAAGAACAAGCAGCCGCAUGUCUCGAUCUGCACUGACUUGAAAAUGGCUUUGGAAGGGAUGAAUGCUUUGUUGGAGGAGAAGAGGAAUGCACAAAAGCUUGGUCUUGAUUUUUCAGCUUGGAGGGAAGAACUCAAGGAACAGAAGGAGAAGUUUCCUUUGAGUUAUAAGUCCUUUGGAGAUGCCAUUCCUCCUCAGUACGCCAUCCAAGUGCUCGAUGAAUUCACAAAUUCGGAUGCGAUCAUCACGACUGGUGUCGGUCAGCACCAAAUGUGGGCUGCGCAGUGGUAUAACUACAAGAACCCGCACCAAUGGGCCACAUCGAGUGGAUUGGGUGCGAUGGGGUUUGGGCUUCCUGCUGCGAUUGGUGCGGCCCGGGCUGCACCCGGGACAACUGUGGUUGAUAUUGACGGCGAUGGAAGCUUUAUCAUGAAUAUACAGGAGCUGGCGACGAUACGUGUGGAGGAUCUUAAUGUCAAGGCCAUGAUCUUGAAUAACCAGCAUUUGGGUAUGGUUGUUCAGUGGGAAGAUCGGUUCUACAAGGCGAACCGAGCCCACACGUAUUUGGGGAACCCCGUGAAGGAGAAUGAGAUAUUCCCUAAUUUCCUGAAGUUUGCAGAAGGGUGCGGCAUCCCUGCGGCCCGAGUGACAAAGGAGAGUGAGGUGAGGGAUGCAAUCCGGAAGAUGUUGGAAACGCCCGGGCCAUACUUGUUGGACAUCAUAGUGCCCCACCAGGAGCACGUCUUGCCUAUGAUUCCCAGCGGCGGGGCAUUUAAAGAUGUGAUCACGGAGGGUGAUGGGAGGAUAGCAUACUGAUCUUCUCCAUACAGGUAAUCCUGUUUCGCUGGUGUUUUGUAUAGCAUUUGAAUUCUGAGAUGGUAGAGUUAGUUAUUUCCUGAGUUGCUUAGAGCGGUGCUGCCAAAUGGGAUUGGAUUAGAUGUUGUCGCGGUAUUAUCUCUAAUGAGUAAGUUAUUGCCUUUUGCAGUGAUAGUUAGUACUUUCAGCUGUUAUUUGAUUUGAGUUUAGCAUUAGUGCUGGAAUUGGAUUGUAGUACGACAAUCUUUGUAGGUGUUUCUGGUAAUAUAACUAAGGGUGAAAAGAUAGAUUGUAUUUUUUGGA